Messenger RNA from Penicillium subrubescens, 318 nucleotides. RefSeq lists its product as uncharacterized. NCBI's taxonomy places the organism in Eukaryota, Fungi, Ascomycota, Eurotiomycetes, Eurotiales, Aspergillaceae. The coding region runs from base 1 to 318 and encodes 105 amino acids. The record is from RefSeq and is a predicted model, not a curated record. The transcript has 3 exons.
AUGUCCUCAAACAACGGACACAAAGAAGUGAGCCAGGGUACCGUCACUCGGUAUCAGCAGACCCUGGAGACCAUCUACGAGACCAGCGAAGAAAUGCCCCCAACUCACCAGGUUCUCUCGGCGAAACCGUUGAUGCGAAGUCGCAUCCCUCGCGCUCAGCGCAAACCUCCACAGCGCGAGGUUUUUAUGAGCGAAGAAGCAAUGGUUCGCCGGGCCAUCCUGGCCGAGUUGGAGGAAAUAGACAAGCACUGGGAGAACCUGGCGAAGCUAUACGCCACACUCCUUGAGUUGAUGAGGAAGAAGAGGACACGGGGCUAA